Perkinsus marinus ATCC 50983 is the source of this 472-nucleotide messenger RNA. RefSeq lists its product as hypothetical. The transcript is spliced from 3 exons. The annotation marks the transcript as partial. The record is from RefSeq and is a predicted model, not a curated record. Lineage: Eukaryota; Perkinsozoa; Perkinsida; Perkinsidae.
AUGAGAAGUUGUUGUAGAUCUGCCUCUGGCAUUCUACCACUCAUUGAUGGUAGUAACCCUAAGGUCGAGGUGAAGAGCACAACUGGUUUGGCGAGUAAGGCUCGGUCCAUGGCUCGGGCGUUGAGCUCUCGUAAUGGUGGUGGCCAUACCAAUGCUGAGUACGUUAGCUUGGUAUUGGUGGGCAACAGUAGAUGCGACCUCAAUCCAGCGAGGCUGCUGUCGAGGCUUAUACCCCAGAGCUACGUGAAGUGUGUGAAGAUGAAAUCAAUUCCCUCAGUGGAAGACUUAUCCAAGCAGUUGUCGAAGCUCAGUGCUGUGCUCCCUCGUAUUGUCGCUGAGGAGGCUCAUAAGACCUACGUCAUGUGCCCAGAGGAAGCAACGGCUCUCAGAAGAGACGCUGUGAAGAGGGUCGUACCUAGUCGUUACGCCGGAAGCGAUGAUAGCGUCAGGCAAAGGCUUCGUAGUGAUGCCA